CAGAAAAAGCCGAGUGAUUCUCGCGUCGAGUGUUUUUCAGUGCGCGCGCGUGACCGCUGCGAUGGCUCAAGACGAUCGAGCCUGCUCGAGAAAAUUGAAAAGUCUGCGCCAAAGCGUCGACUGGGAGAACGAGGCGCAGCGCGACGAACUCUACGAGCAGCUGUACGAGUUGAUCCGAGACUGGGAGGGCCGUUAUCCGGAUCUACGCGACAUUUUUCGGCCCGAGGAGAUCGACUGGCUGCUCAUGGAGUCCGUGAGAAACGAGAACCGAGAGAUGGACGCGGAGCCGCUCGUCGACUUCGUCGUCAGGUGCGGCUACAAGGACGAAGCGGACGAAGAUGUCUCGGUGCGUCGCACCACCGCACUGCACUACGCCAUCGGUUACAGAUUUCUCUGCGUCGUGCGUGGCCUCUUUCAGAUCUACGACAGAUACGACGUGAAUUACGUCGACGAGGAGUCGGGCCUCACGCAUUUUCAUGCCGCCUGCGUGGCCGGCUACGAGGCGGCGGUCAGACGAUUCCUCGAGCUCGGCCGGGUGGAUCCUAACUUACAGCCUAGUGCGGCUGCCGAUCCACCUCUGCACCUGGCUCUGACGCAUCACAGGCGCGAAGUGACCAAAUUGUUACUGAAACACGGCGCCGAUCCCAAUCUGGCCAACGCCAAGGGAUCGACGGCUCUGCACGUCAUGUGCGAGGAGCACAUCGACUACGACCUGGCGGACAUUCUGUUCGAUUUUGUUAGUGACGAGUUUGGCCCGGUGCUCGUAGACGCCCGAGACAAGGAGGGCAACACGCCGCUGCACCUGGCGCUGCGCCACGGACACCGUAACCUGACGAAGCUGCUGCUCGCGAGAGGCGCCGACCCGAAUAUCGUCAACGAGGACGGAGAGACUCCGCUGCACGUCAAUUGCCAGAGAUACCGCGACGACGAUCUGGCCGAGCUGUUCUUCAAGGUCAACGACGAGAUCAAGCGGACGCAGGUGCGAGUCAAUGUCCAAGACAAGCUGGGCCGUACACCGCUGCAAUUCGCCGUGGCGAGAUUCCUGCCGAACACCGUCAACUCGCUGCUGAAUCGCGGCGCCGACAUGUCCAGCUUCGUCUUUCCCGCCUCGAGUCAAUUUCGCGAGAGGAUCGAGUCGCGCUUCGACGAGACCCAGUUCAAUUUCAAACUCGGCCUGGCCGUGGGCGCUCUGCUGGUCGUCGGGCAUCUCGAGCGUCGAGGAUACACCCUGGAACGCGGUGACGCCCUGACGAUCAUGCGUCUAUUCGCGAGCUACGGAUUGUUCGAGAAGACGACUCCGGAGGUCGAAAACUGGUACGACGACGAGGAGUUCGCGAGAACGGCCAAAAAGCUGACGAUACGCCGGAGUCUGUCGCUGUACGAGCUGAUCCGGCUGCGAGCCGAGGAGGCCGCCAAGCUGAUUACCUGCAAGGAUUACCUCAAGGUCGCGCGCUCGCAAAAGCUGUGGUUCCUGCCGCACGAGCCCAUCGACGCCUGCGCCCUGCACCUGUGCGAGAAGGCGUCGAGAGGAUUUUUUCGACGAUGGGCGCUGGAUCCGUUGCUGAAGCUGACCGGUCAUCAGUUGCCGAUUCUUUGUUGCGAGAAAAUCAUCAAGCUAUUGAUGAAUCAAGAUUUGUGGCAUAUUUGCUUGGCCGCUGCGGAGCAAGAUGAAUAUUCAAACUAACGAUCGACGUAUGGCUCAUGUGCGUGAUAUAUAGCAGUACUAUGAACCCGAAGUAUGCAAACAAUGUAUGUAAUAUGUAUACGAGUAACAACGACGCUUAUAGCGCGCGAAAACCGUUAGAGACACCUGCGUGUCUCGUGUACCGACUACAUAAUUAAAUUAAUUAAUACAUUCACCUGAAAAUUUAAUAAGAAUUAAUUCCUAUCAUUAUCGCGGUGCAUGGCAUGA
Molecule: messenger RNA, 1912 nt
Organism: Trichogramma pretiosum
Lineage: Eukaryota; Metazoa; Arthropoda; Insecta; Hymenoptera; Trichogrammatidae
Product: tankyrase-2-like
Exons: 2
Coding region: 62-1684 (540 amino acids)
Molecular function (GO): protein binding
Source: RefSeq, a predicted model, not a curated record